AUGGCAGACUACCUCGACCCAGAGUGGCCACCAGGGACAGUGAAACUCGCCCAGUUGUGGGCAGUCAACGAAAAAGGAUCGGACAUUAUCUUGCAACCUAGACCAACGAACGAUCCGAACGAUCCACUGAACUGGCCACGAUGGCAGAAGGGAAUCAACUACACCCUUGCCUGCUUCUACGCCAUGAUGGUAUACGCCUUCGUCAAUGCCACCUCACCGACCUGGGGUCCAAUGGGUGAAGAACUCAAUUUCAACUCAACACUCCUGACCAACACCUAUGCCAUCGGCUGUGCAACACUGGCAUUGGGAGCUCCAAUGCUCAUUCCCUUCGCUCUCAAGUUCGGCUCACGAUCAGUCUACGUGGUCAGCAGUGCCGCUCAACUCGGAGUCUCCAUCUGGUCUGCCAGGACUCAAACUCCAGGCGACUGGUGGGGUGUCAAUGCUCUGCAGUGCUGGCUGGGAUCGCUCUGCGAGGUUCUCGUCCAGUUGACCAUUGCAGAUGUGUACUUCGUCCACCAACGAGGACUCAUGAAUUCGAUUUACAUCUGGGCCAUGAAUGUUGGAGGCAACCUGGCUGUCGUGGCUGCUGGCUUUGCCACGACCAGUAUGGGCUGGCGAUGGGUCUGGUGGUGGUUCGUCAUAUUCUUCGGCCUGCAGCUGGUAGUGUUCAUCUUUGCUUUUGAGGAGACCAAGUUUCGACUCGACGAAGCUACACUUGUCGGACAGAGACCUGGCAGCGUGAGCCCCAGCUCGGCCACAUCUCCAAGCCCGGUCGAGGACCAAGAGAAGAAGACGACCAAGAACGUCACGCCCGUGGUCAACGACACUGAAGCCAAUCGCAGCGACGCUCGCAAUCUGAGCGUAGUGUAUAUCGACCACACCAUACCAAGAAAGACGUAUCGCCAGAAGCUUUCACUCACAACGACGUCACCUGGUAACUGGCCCCAGUUCCUACGACACUCAUGGCAGCCAUUCCUCAUCCUUGGAUCGAUCCCCGGCGUACUGUACAGCUCCCUCGUCUACGCCAUCCUCCUAGCCUGGAGCACCGUUCAAACCGCAGCUCUCAGCACCAUCAUGCUCGACCCACCGUACAACUUCUCCGCAUCUCAAAUCGGUCUGAUGAGCUUGGCUCCAUUCAUCGGUCAAACCCUCGGCUCCUUAAUCUGCGGCCCCCUCAGCGACUGGACAGUCCUCUACCUCGCCCGACGCAACAACGGCAUCUACGAACCCGAAUUCCGAUUCUACCUCUUUGUUCCUUUCGUACCCUUUCAGCUCGCCGGGGCAUGGUGGUUCGGCUACGCACUCAACAACGGCUCGCCCUGGGAGCAAGUCGCCGUGGCAUACGGCGUGUGCAAUUUCGGAAUGGGGCCGUUGCAGAGCGUCGCGUUGACAUAUAUGCUCGAUGCUUACAAUGAAAUCGUCGGCGACGCCCUGACGGCACUCACAUUCGUCCGAAAUACAUUCAGCACGAUCUUCGUCUUUGCAAUGCCAGCGUGGAUCGCGGCAGUGGGUAUCGCGAAUGUGUUCAAUAUGAUCGGAGCGUUUGGUGCCGUCAUCUUGUUGUUCUCGGUCUUUUUCAUUUGGAAAGGGAAACAGCUGAGAGUCAGGACGGCGAAGGUAUAUCGAUACUAUGCGAGCAGACAGUUCGAGGGUCGGCCGUUGUAG
This is a messenger RNA of Zymoseptoria tritici IPO323, 1665 nucleotides long. RefSeq lists its product as uncharacterized. Gene Ontology annotation, molecular function: transmembrane transporter activity. Gene Ontology annotation, biological process: transmembrane transport. The record is from RefSeq and is a predicted model, not a curated record. Lineage: Eukaryota; Fungi; Ascomycota; Dothideomycetes; Mycosphaerellales; Mycosphaerellaceae. Bases 1 to 1665 code for a protein of 554 amino acids. The transcript is spliced from 5 exons.